Stegostoma tigrinum is the source of this 3680-nucleotide messenger RNA. RefSeq names its product tribbles pseudokinase 3 (gene trib3). Gene Ontology annotation, cellular component: nucleus. The coding region runs from base 639 to 1673 and encodes 344 amino acids. Lineage: Eukaryota; Metazoa; Chordata; Chondrichthyes; Orectolobiformes; Stegostomatidae. Gene Ontology annotation, molecular function: ATP binding; mitogen-activated protein kinase kinase binding; protein kinase activity. Gene Ontology annotation, biological process: positive regulation of proteasomal ubiquitin-dependent protein catabolic process; regulation of MAP kinase activity; protein phosphorylation. The transcript has 4 exons. The record is from RefSeq and is a predicted model, not a curated record.
GCAAUCGGUAGCGCAGUCAUCGUCAGCCAGUUCAGAGUGAGAGUGAAAGCGUGAGGGCAGUGUAAUAAUUCGGCCAGAUUACAGCAGCCUAGCAUCAUAGUGUAUCUCUGCUCUUGGGACGCACACAUCAUACUCUCUCACUCAUUCACCUUCAAACUAAGAGGAAACACGCAAAGAGAAACAUUUUAUCAGUUUCAUGGAGAAAGAACAAAGAUACUUCUGAGGACAUCGAGAGUUUUCACGAUUUCCUUCCAUCACUUGGCAAUUCAAGAAUAAGUUACUAUUUUAUUUGCCUCCCAGGAAUUACAAAGAAUCUUUUUGUUUUGUUUGCGCUGCUCUUCUGAAUCGGGACUUUACUCGGAGAGAUCAGAAUGUGUUGCUGGAUGGUGGAGGAUAAAAGUUGCUGAAACUCGCCAAGGCUCAUCAGGGGCUAAGGGUCCACACGUGGGGAGUUACUGACAGGGAGAGGAGCUGGUCUCAGGACCUGAGGCUACGAUUUCCCACUUCCACGGAGAGAGAGUCGUUUCAAAUUCUCGGAGAUUCCCGUGUUACUGGGAAUUCCUCACCGAAACUACUUCGGGCGAAUCCCCCACCCCCUCCACCGUUUGUUUUGUAACGAAACAAAACCUUUAAUCCUUAUGAGUGUGAACGCCCAGCGAUCGCUGCUCUCGCUCCCGCCCAGGUUGAAGAGGUUAGACUUUGAUGAUGCUGAUGACCCUGAUCUCCCCAAAUCGAAGCGAGCUCGUGUCAGCCAGCUGUCUAUACCAGCCUUAUCUCCAUGCCUUGGCUCACCAUCCCCAACGCCCUCCUCUUCCGAUGACAACACUGUGUCCCGCAUUGGACCUUACCUCCUGCUGAAUCUUACCGAGGCAAAUAACUGUUACCGAGCCAUUCACACCCACACGGAGCAGGAUUACAUCUGCAAGGUGUUUGCCAUGAAACGUUACAGGGAGGUGAUUGCCCCUUAUGCCUGCCUCCCAGCUCACCCACACGUGGGUCAAAUGGCUGAGGUGAUCGCGGGAGACCGUAAGGCCUAUGUCCUUUUCCAACGCGGCUAUGGCGACAUGCACUCGUACGUGCGGACGUGUAAGAGGCUUCGUGAGGAGGAGGCUGCCAGUCUCUUCAGGCAGAUGGCAGAGGCGGUGGCACACUGUCACCAACACGGGAUUGUGCUCCGGGACCUCAAGCUGAGGAAAUUCAUCUUCGCCAACAGACAGAGGAACAAAUUGAAGCUUGAAAACUUGGAUGAUGCCUGUGUCCUGAAGGGAGAGGACGAUUCCUUAAUGGACAAGCAUGGUUGUCCUGCGUACGUGGGGCCAGAGAUACUUAACACCAAGCAGUCGUAUUCAGGGAGGGCUGCGGACGUCUGGAGCCUGGGAGUGGUUCUCUACACCAUGCUGGUGGGCCGCUACCCUUUCCAGGACAUGGAGCCAGCUGCCCUCUUCAGCAAGAUCCGGCGAGGGCUGUACACGGUCCCGGACCACAUUUCCCCGAAAGCCAAGUGCCUUAUUCAGUGCAUCUUACGACGGAAUCCUGCAGAGAGGCUGACAGCCAGUGAGAUCUUGGAUCAUCCCUGGUUCAAUUCCAACUUCAGCAUGACCUUCAGCAGCAGCUCAGGCCCAUCGACUGACCAGUUGGUCCCUGAUGGCUACAGGGAGGAUGCAGAUUUGUAGAUUUUUGUUUUGUUGAAAACCAUUUAUAAAAAAGGAGAUGUAUUUUUGAAACGCUGAUGGUCACGUUGUGCCUUCUCUGUGAAUUGAACGAUGACUUUGGCCUCUGCAUCCUCACCUGUUGGAGUAUUUUUUGAGGUGAAAGACUUUGGGGGGUGCCAGGUGCAGAUUGUUCCCAGGGCUUUACUGUUGGGAGAUGGUGCCUCACGCAUCAUGUGGCAGAAGCCUGGGGCGAUGGACACCACUCAUUGGUCAGUGUUUAUGACAGCGGGUCUUCAGACAAGUGGGUUGCUGAAUCCUGUUUGGGAAACUCCAAGUCCCUCCUGACAGUCAGCGUCUAGAUGCUUUGAACACACACACACACACACCUGGGUGAAAAUGAAAACAAACCUCUGGCCCACUUGUUUGCAGCUGGAGGUUACCAAUAGCAAUAAAAACACAACCAGGACUACCUCGGGAUUGAGAGUCUAUGACGGAGGUGAGCUGUCUUGAGGGAGGGAGCGUAGAAAGUUAGGGUAGCCUGGUCGGUGAUACCGAAUGAAACCUGUGAACCUCUGAUCCAUCAUUCCACUGUUGGCCUAGUGAAGGGCUUGUAGCAGUGAUGCUGUAUGGAUGGUUUUUGCCCAGUUUCCUGUGACCUCUCCUUCGACUGGGGACCAAAGGUGUUACUCAUUGUUGGGUACGGAAGGAAGGGCUGUCACCUACUCAGCAUGAACCUUGUGGUGAUUGGGCAGAGUUUAGGGGUAACUCACCCACCCCUUGUUGCCUCUGUAAAGUAACACUCAACCUUCCCUGGUGAACCUGAAGGAGUGUGAGAACGGGACAGACUUUCCCACUUGAACUGAGAGCUCCUGGCCCAAUCCCUUCAUUGUACAAAAGCUGAAGGAUCACUCUUGUUCUCUCUCCUCCGGAGGUGCUUUCAAGAAAUGCAUAAAGGUCAACAAGCACGGAUUGAAGUCUUCUCCUCCUGUUUUUUCACUGUCAUCUGAUUGCAUUCCUCCCCACCCCGGCAACAUCCCCCACCCUUGCCCAUACCCCUUUAGAACUCCCCUGAGCGGAGCAUUGAUCGAGAAGUGACUUGCUGUGUAAAACUCGGGUCGGGUAGUGUGAGGUCUGUCCCAACGAGAUAUUGUUGUUGGAAGGACCUUAUGUGCAUCACUCAAUACUUGACAAUGUUUAAUCUCUCCUCAGUGUUUUCAGAGACAAAAUAAAUGGGUUUCAUGGAAUCCUGACUGAUUUGAAGCAUAGGAUGACAUGAAAUUGAUACUUGGCACUGGAAGGGUUAAUCUUCAAAUUCAGCCCUGCCAUUUGUUGAAAUAAAAUGUCUGUAUUUUUUUUUGUGCCAAAAUCUCAGUGUAUGCUUUAACCUGACAGUGUUAGACUGCACCCUUUGAAGACAUUAGAGAAAGCCCCUUGUGUUUGCAGGCUCAUGACUGUCUCUAACUGACAGCAUUGAGACCACACAGUUAAUGCCUGAAUGUGACCCCUCUUAACUUACAUGUGCCCUACACUCUGCUAAGUGUUAGGCCAAUUGUGCAGUUAAGGGAUCAAUGCCUUAAGUUGAAGGGAUCUAAAUUAAAUGGGGACUGUUCUUACUGGGACAAAGGUUUGGCCAGGCUUGGAUUAUGAGCAUCACUAACCAUGCCAGCAUUUAUUGCUAUCCUUUAAUUGCCCUGACCAUUUUGCCAGGAAAGACUGACAGCAGCUAACUUGAUGACUCCACAGCCAUCAGUUGUUGUGCCUUCAAUAUCUGAGUAAAAUUCUGUUUCCCACUUGUAUUGCAACUUGGUGGAAAUUGACCAGAGAAACAGGACUGGCUGAGUUAUCACUCUUAUCUGUAGCAGACACAGUUUCUCUUGUUGUAUUGUACGGGACUGCAUGGUACAGUUAUGACAAGUUGAUGUAAAUAUAUUUGAUAACGUUCAGCAAUGCCAACACUACAUUUGAGUUAUUGUGUGUAUGUACUGGUUGCAUAUUUGUUGAUUUUCAAUUAAAAACAAUUGUAUUUUU